GGAAGCACAAAUCCUCAUGGAGGCAUACGAGGAGGUAAAAGAUAUAAUUAAGAAGAAAGGCAACACCGCCACAGUGAUAAAGCAAAGAGAAAAAGCGUGGCAAAGUAUUGCAGACCGCCUGAAUGCAUUAAACAUGAACGGGCCAAAACGGACAUGGCAGCAGGUCAAAAUCAAAUACAAGAACAUUCUGCAGAAUGCAGUGAAAAAGAAUACCCACAGACAAGGCACGGGUGGUGGGUCACCAAAGGCUGACCUUACCCCAGCAGAGGACAUGGCCUUGGAGCUAAAUAAAGGCAGGCCCGUCUUAGAGGGGAUCCCUGGGGGGAAAGAGACGAGCAUAGGUUCCUCCCAAGAUGCCACCCGCUUCAUUCAAGUGUCUGGAAGCACUGUGUUCCUGUUAGAGCCACCAGCACAAGCACCAGACGAUGCUGAUCCAGGUGAAAGCCCCAGUGCAGCAGCAACAGCACAUGAUGGAGACGAUGAUGAGGAGGAGACCAUCUCUGUGGAUUCCAGAAGGCAUGAGGACCCAGAUGCUAUACAGUGGGAAAACCAGCCUGGCAACAUAAGCUCACAAGCUAUCAGAAAGUUGUAUGGCAACCACCUCCGGCGCCAAAUAGAACUGGCAGACAUAGACAUUCAGUACAAGAAGAAAAAGAUAGAAAAUCUUGCACUGGAGUCCGAAAUAAAAAGAGGACAAUUAGGAAACUGGACCUUGAAAUAAAAAAACUUGAGAGGGAGGUGAGAUAUGCCUUCAAUGUACACUGUAUGCUAACUGUAACACAAAUGUAUUAAUCAUUAUUUUUCUUUCCUCCCCCAGCUCCAAGAAGAUGACACAGCUCAAAAUAAAAAUUAGGUAUAUUCUCGUAAAGUCAAGUGAGCCAUGACAUAUGAGCUCUUAUUGUGAGCACACAGGACGGUGGCAUCUUUCUAAGGUAUAUUUUAUUUUCACAGCAAUCAGUACAACCAAGUCAUCGUUAUAAGGCACCGGCCUCUUUUGCC
Siniperca chuatsi (mandarin fish) is the source of this 999-nucleotide messenger RNA. RefSeq lists its product as uncharacterized. Lineage: Eukaryota; Metazoa; Chordata; Actinopteri; Centrarchiformes; Sinipercidae. The transcript has 7 exons. The record is from RefSeq and is a predicted model, not a curated record. The coding region runs from base 17 to 721 and encodes 234 amino acids.